This is a messenger RNA of Diuraphis noxia (Russian wheat aphid), 1364 nucleotides long. RefSeq lists its product as uncharacterized. Gene Ontology annotation, biological process: fibroblast growth factor receptor signaling pathway. Gene Ontology annotation, cellular component: cytoplasm. Gene Ontology annotation, molecular function: fibroblast growth factor receptor binding; transmembrane receptor protein tyrosine kinase adaptor activity. The record is from RefSeq and is a predicted model, not a curated record. Lineage: Eukaryota; Metazoa; Arthropoda; Insecta; Hemiptera; Aphididae.
GGAUGUUUAUUAGUUGGUGUUUUUUAAUUUUUUUUCCUCAAUAUUUAACAAAUUAAAAAACCAAAUAAAUAUUAUUUUUUAAAACAACUAGCUUGGCUGGCCGGGCCGUAGGUUGGGUACCACUGGUCUAGUAGGGCAUAGGCCAUAGAUCAUAAACGAAAUAAACAGUAAUUGUGCAGUAGUGCUGUGUGCAUUUAGUUUUAGUAGUUAAGUGGUUAAGUCACUGUAGCAGCUGCUUGCUGUCUACUCCCAUCGAGUGACAAAUCGCAACCCGCUAAUUGUCUGUUAUCGUUCAUUUUGUUCCCUUUUUUGUUUAUCGUCUCUCAGUCAAUUAACUCGUAAUAAUAUAUAACCAAGAGGAUAGGUUUGGUUUAAAAUUUGUGUUACUCGAGGUAUGUAAUUGUGGUGACGAUGGGCUGUGUUUAUAGCAGUAGAAAAACUUUACCACCUUUUUUCUUCAAAGUUAUAAAUAUAGACGACAAUGGCAGAGAAAAAUACCAUGGCCAAAUGGAAAUCGCUACUUCCAACCUGAUAUUGCAUAAAACCGGAGAACCGUCUAUAAUAUGGCCGUUGAGCACGAUUCGCCGCUAUGGAUACGAAGACUUUAUGUUCUGCUUUGAAGCCGGCCGCUCGUCUCCAUUUGGCCAAGGCAUAUUUGCGUUCAGAAGUAAAGACGCUAAAAACAUUUUCAACGCCGUCAAAGAAAAACUACAGAUUGAAAGUGAAAAAGAUCCAGUCAAAGAUAUCGCUUCUGAAGUACGUAAUUAUUCUGGUCAGUCAUAUACAAGUACUAAUACAAUUGAAAAAGUCUAUGACGAAUUCAAUUUCAAUGGACAAAGGUUUUGUAGCGAGUCAAACAGCAACUUUCAACCUCCUGAUCUCAUGCUGGACCCAGAUACUKCAUUUUUACCAAGACCUUCAUACGUAAACAUGCUGAACGACAAUGAAGAAGACGAUUUGUUCAAUGAUCCAUUUGAGUUACCCAAAGAUACACCCACUUAUACUGAAGUGGAAAUAGCUGCUUGCACACCUAAAAGGAAGAGUGAGUCGUUACCUACUUCCCCCACAGAAAUACCUAGUUAUACAGCAAUUGAUUUCAAUCAAACAAUGCAUUUAAGUCAGAAAAUGCUUAGAGGAAGCGAAGAUGCUGGCAUCAGGAAAACUAGGCAUGAUUCUACGAUGAGCAAUCCUUAGUGUUCUUGGAACCAACACAAUUUGGAGACCAAUUAUAAAUAUAUAUUCAACCAAAUGUGUAGCACCAGCAUAUUUAUGAGGAUCUUUAUUUGCUCGUUGUCUACAUAAAUUAUUUCUUGUUUUGAGUCAUAAUUUUGCUUCCCAACUUUUUAUUGUUUUGGUACCUCCUU